AUGACAUUGAUAAAAAAAACUAGCGAAAGGCUAGCAUCAAUCGAGGAUAAAACUGAAAGCAUAGAUUUUGCUCUAACACAGACAAGUAUAAAAAUAUCAACUCUUGAAAAACAAAAGGAGGAACUAAGAAAUGACAUGUCAUAUUUACAGGCGCAGUCUAUGCGCAACAACCUCGUGUUUUCAAAUAUCCCUGAGGCCCCGACCGAAACCAGUGAAACUACCGAGGUUAAACUACGGAAAUUUCUUAACGAAAAAAUGAAAAUCGCGGAAGACCUAGUGAACAAGAUGUCCUUUGAGAGAGUUCAUCGAAUGGGAGCUAAGCAUGACGGAAGAUGUCGCAACAUUGUUGCCAAAUUCACACUAUAUAAAGAAAAAGAACUCGUCCGAAAACAGUGGAAGACAUUGUCCAGUACUCCGUAUUAUGUGAAUGAACAAUUCCCAAAAGACAUCGUGGAUAAAAGGAAGAAGCUCCUUCUUAAAAUGAAAGAGGCUCGGCGGGAAGGUAACACGUCCUGGAUAUCAUAUGACACCCUCUACAUUAACGGCAAUCCUGUACGUGACUAG
Mercenaria mercenaria is the source of this 564-nucleotide messenger RNA. RefSeq lists its product as uncharacterized. The record is from RefSeq and is a predicted model, not a curated record. The transcript has a single exon. The coding region runs from base 1 to 564 and encodes 187 amino acids. NCBI's taxonomy places the organism in Eukaryota, Metazoa, Mollusca, Bivalvia, Venerida, Veneridae.